Odocoileus virginianus texanus is the source of this 838-nucleotide messenger RNA. The record is from RefSeq and is a predicted model, not a curated record. NCBI's taxonomy places the organism in Eukaryota, Metazoa, Chordata, Mammalia, Artiodactyla, Cervidae.
AGACCCUUACCUGACCUCCAUCACACACCCAGGUGUGGAGGCUCCGGGCAAUCUGAGCCCCACCACCAUGGGCUCUUCCCUCGGGGCAGGGGGCAGAGCCGUGCUGGGCCGCCUGGCCCUCCUCUGGGCCCUCGUGGUUCCAGGUAUCCAGCAGGACUUCAGGGUGCUCCAGUCGUCCAUGAUGGUGGGGCACGCGGGCAGAGCUAUCACUAUGUCCUGCCGGGUCAGUAGCUCUGUGGAUUACGUCCACUGGUUCCGCCAGCUGGAGGGCCAGGCCCCCGAGAGGCUUCUCUAUCUAGCCUUGUCCAAGCGGGAUGUGCAGUGGGAUUCGGUCCUAAGAGGUGAUAAAGUCAACGCGGCCCGCGGCACCGACGGCAAGAGCUGCACCAUGUCCUUGAUGAAGCUGGCGAAGAGCGACGAGGGCAUGUACUACUGUGCUGCCUGGAGGUGGAAUUUAAACAACAUGAUCUUUGGUGAUGGAACAAAAGUUUUCGUCCUAGAUAAAAAACUUCCUGCAGAUACUUUCCCCAAACCCACAAUUUUUCUUCCUUCAAUUAAUGAAGUCAACCAUCAACAGGCUGCAACGUAUCUUUGUCUCCUGGAAAAAUUUUUCCCUGAUGUUAUUAAGGUUUCUUGGAAAGAAAAGAAUGGCAACAGGGUUCUGCCAUCCCAGGAGGGAAAUACCAUGAAGACCAAUGACACAUACAUGAAGUUCAGCUGGCUGACAGUGACAGAAAACUCCAUGAAGAAAGAGCACGUAUGUAUCGUCAAACAUGAGAAAAAUCCAGGAAGAAAAGAUCAAGAGAUUCUUUUUCCUGCAGUGAAUGAAGGUAUGUGA